Arthroderma uncinatum is the source of this 831-nucleotide messenger RNA. RefSeq lists its product as uncharacterized. Lineage: Eukaryota; Fungi; Ascomycota; Eurotiomycetes; Onygenales; Arthrodermataceae. The transcript has a single exon. Bases 1 to 831 code for a protein of 276 amino acids. The record is from RefSeq and is a predicted model, not a curated record.
AUGCCAACUUCGUUACCACCGCACCUUGAGGCCCAAACCCUAGAGACCGCUCUCCCCAAACAGCAUCCCCAACCCCCAUUUAGUAUCACACAACAUACCGCGAAUAUGGAAGCUGAAAUAACAGCUUCCCCGGCGUCUCGUCUCUCGCAGGAGUGCUGCAGCUCUACCAAUGAUCCACCUUCCAGCUGGUUGAUAUCAAGCCCUCCCGUCAAGGCCGAAAGCGAAGAUGAAGACGGGGCCGAAUUUAUAUCAGAAGCAGACUCAGACUCUAUUGAGCUUUUCCUUGAAGCUGGAGAUAGCUUUGCCAAACCCUUUAACAUGUCAUUCAUGUCAGUAGCUAGCGAUGACCUAGCCGACGACCUUGACGAUGGGAAAGUGAUGCCCCUUCUGAUCGCUGCAUAUGAUAUGAUCUGCCCAAACGAACUUCAGCGAGGGAUUAAUGAGGGGACAAUUAGCCUCCUUGGGUCAGAGUCGAAUUUUGAUGAAGUUGAUGAUGAAGACGACGACGAUAGCUAUUUUCUUGAAUGCUAUUCGCAGUUAGAUGGCGCUGAAGUGCUAUUCAAAGGUGACGAUCUGGAGGAAUACAAAAAGGCUCCCGGUGGCCGUAGGAAAAAGCCCUUUGUCGAGGGUAUAUUUAGUUGGAUGAAGCGGGUUCCUAGCAAUGAUGAGAAUGAGCUGGCAAUUUCAUCGUCUGAGAAUCCGUCUGAGAAUCCGUCUGAGAAUCCGUCUGAGAAGGAACCAUUGCCUGCAGACCGUGAUCUGAAACGAAAGUUGGCAUUCAGCGACCUGCAUCUUGCAUAUGAGACUACUGAUGAAGAGAGCGUUUAUUAG